AUGGUGAAGGCAGAUUUCGAUCGGGAUUACUAUGCUGAUCUCGAGAUUGAUUCAAGUGCUUCGAUAAAUGAGAUUAAGAAACAAUUUAGGAAACUUGCUCUCGUGUACCAUCCAGAUAGAAAUUUAGGAAAGGAAAGCGACAUUACUGCCAAAUUUCAAGCCAUUCAAUCCGCACACGAAGUCCUCACAGAUCCGUCGGAGCGACAAAGAUACGACGAUGCUCGAUCGAGGUUCAGAUAUACAUCAGCUUCAGCUUUCAGAUCUACGAAAGGAAAUCCUUAUUCAAAUUAUGGCUCCGAAUUCCCUCGUCCGCCCAAACCACCGCCAUAUCGACCCAAUAGAAAUCCUCCCCCACAAUCUGCUGGUGCUGCGAGAUAUUCGACGUUCACAACACCGAAACAAUCAGCCAGCGCAGCGGCACAAGAAGGGCCCGAGGCGAGGAAAAGUACGUUCAAUGCAUGGGAGAGCAUGAAGGGUCAUCAGAAGACACCAUCAUCCGGUUACAGAACUGGUUCAGGUCCGACAUGGAAUACACCAAAAGCAGCACCCAAAGAGUACAAUUCUCAACCAAGUCGCGAAGAGAGCAGCUUCAGGGGCUUUAAUGCACCUCCAAGAGCUAAGCCAGGAUUCGACGACUAUAUCCCCGACCCUCCACGAAAACCAAGUAAUCCUCCACCUCCUACACCAAAAAGAAAUGGAUUCAUGCCUAGCAAUCCGGGAGCGGAUGAGCCAUCUGCAGGAAAGGGCAAUUACUCUACUUCCCGUGUCAAUAGAAACAUGCCGCCACCACCGCCACCAAGAGACUCUCCAUCAUUCGAGCGGGAACGUGAGAAGGAGGAUACUCCACCUAAUGCUCCACCAGUCAAUCAUAAUACCCGUCCAUCGGCGAAGGUGAAUGAUCCUUUGCGACAAUUCAGGACCGAAGAAGAGUCACCAUACGAGCCUCGUAUCAGUACGCCAUAUGCCAGUGCCGGAGGGGAGAAGUUUGAUCCAUUUGACGCAGCCAAUGUAGCAAGGUCGAAGAGUACCCGAGAGAAUGUUGCUGAACCAAAAAGUAGAAAGCCUGUUCCACGUGCUGGAUCUGAUUCAAAUUUACCCUCCCCACGUCCAAAUGGUACUCCAAAGAGUAGCCCUCCCAAGACAACACAUGCAUUUGCAUCCUCCCCUGAUUCAUCGGAUUCUGGUAAUGGCCCAGAGAUCAAUCCCCAGAAACCACGGGUAUUUGCCAAGCCUAGAAAACCUGCACUCGCUCAAGAGCAAAAACAGCCAGAUGCUGCUCCCCCAGGAACAUCGAAUCAAAAUAAAACUCCAGCCCAGGAAGAGCCUAAACCACAACCUUCAAUGUAUGAUACAUCUUCUAAGUACACUGCUUCUGACUCCAAGGAGCCGCUCCAUCAUAUCAAGCAUGCAUCAUUCCCUGGAACCCCUUCGCGUCCACCCCUUUUCAACUCCAAAAGCAUGCAGGAUGCAUACAAAGAAAAGUACCCUGGUUCUUUUACUACUGCAAGAGAGCGUCCCACUGCAUCACCUCUUAGUGGAGGUUCUUCUCGUCCUUUAAAAGGGUCUCACCCUGGAGACAAAGACGAAUUAAAUCGCAACAGCGUUGAGUCUGCGAACAAACUGAAUUCUUUUGAGGCUGCUCAACACAAUCUCGUCGACCGAUUGGUAACCAACAAGGAACGGGCUCAGAAUUCUCGUCAAAAUGGUCCUGUAAAGCCAACGAAGAGUAUUAACCACCAGGUCCACAAUGAUAAGGCUACAUAUUCGUUCAAGUCGACGCCAGCUGAGACGAGUAACUUUGCCAAGAGGCCAAGUUUUGUCACUAAAUCUCAAUCUGCAUUUUCAGUUGGCGAUUCGCGUUUGAAUUCUUUGUUGUUGGAUAAAUUAAAUGCCCAUGCUAAUAGUAAUUCUCAUGAUAGCUUCUCUAUGAAACUGGAUGAUGAAACAUUCUCUCCAACUCGGCCUAAGAUCAAUACUACAUUUUCCUCUGAAGAGUGGCAUGGAAAGUUUGAAGCUGGUGGUGAUUAUUUUGUACCAGAACGUAAGAGUACUCAAAUCCCGGUUUCCUCCCAUGUCCGUGCUCAGUCAGCAAGUCGGCCAACAAGAGGUCGAUCUCCCGUUAAGAGCCGCUCAGCGGAUUCAAAACCUUUCCCGGCAUCAAGAGUCAAUUCGGAUACACCAAUCGAAUCCCCCGGUGGUACUAAGUUCUCUCCAGAGGACUGGGCAGAAAAAUUUAAGCCUCAAACAUUCGCUCCUCCGUCAAUCCUAUCGCCUACUAAGCCUACUGUUCCUACACGAAUUGGGUCUCGAAGACCAAGAGUGCCUAUCGCUAAGCCCACUGUUGGCUCUGCUGCGGUAGUCAUUGAAGAUGACAGCGCAGAUGACAAGCCGCUAUUUACUGGCAGAAACCCCAAGCCCCCAAAGCCCCCGGCUAGUCCAGAUGCAAUGGAUGUCGAUUCUCCUCCCCCAGCUACACCAGCUCCUCCGCCACAAGUUGCACCUCCACCAGCUGCACCUCCAGCAGGCCAGUCCACACCAGCUUCACCGCCAAAGGCUAAUGUUGGACUGAAGAUCAACACCGACCAACUCAAGAGAUCUGCAGCCCCAUCACAAUCUCCAAUUGACGCAGAAGGCCUGGGAGUCGAAUUUAAUGACAUGAACAUUCAAGAUCUUCUUUCUUCCCUCAACUUACCAAAGCCACCCACUGUUCCGAAGUAUACUCACGAAUCGAGCACAUCUUUGUCACAAGGUAUAUAUUUAUCGUCAUUUACAGCUUAUAUGGGUGACUGGGAUGUUUUUGCCAAGCGCAUGUUGCUACAUCUCCUCGCACGCAAGAAUCAAAACGAUGGACUAGGAUCAAAUCGUUGGGAAAAUCCCCAGGGUCUCGACAUCUACAGACGUGGUCUCAAGGAAGAUGGGGCAGUCAUGAGUCACUGGGUCGCAGCGAUGGCAAGUCAUGAUCAAGCCAUGAAAGAAUUUGCUAUUCACAAGGAGCGUUUCAACAUAGCAGAGGGUCAAGAGAGGGAGAGACCAAGAAAGAAGACACACUAA
Botrytis byssoidea is the source of this 3051-nucleotide messenger RNA. RefSeq lists its product as uncharacterized. The record is from RefSeq and is a predicted model, not a curated record. Lineage: Eukaryota; Fungi; Ascomycota; Leotiomycetes; Helotiales; Sclerotiniaceae. Gene Ontology annotation, cellular component: cytoplasm. Bases 1 to 3051 code for a protein of 1016 amino acids. The transcript is spliced from 3 exons.